UAUUGUAUUUAGGACCUGGCAUGUGCGUUCUCGUCAUUUCUCAACAUUCUUUGUAAGUGUCCCAGAACAAAACAGAAGACAUUAGGCUUCAGGAGUGUAACCAUGAACGGAGAAACCACACAAGUUCUGCUCGCCGUUGAAGCUGAGGCAUAUGUUGAAGCUUUGGAACAGUUUGGUGUAAAAGAUGUCGGGAGCCCCAGUUGGGCCCGUCAACAUGAACAUUUGGAGAAACUCAACAUGCAGGCUGUCAUCAGUGCUUCUGCUCAUGAGGACGAGUUUGUCAAAGAGGCACUCAUCACAUUUGAAAAGAUUCCUGUUUUGAUACAAGACUUACUAGUCACUGAGGUAUGGAAACAGAGGAUCUUCCCAGAACUCAUCAACUCUGGAUUUGAGCCUCGCACAACUUUCCCUCUAUAUAUGGUGUUGUACCAUGAAGCCACUGUGAUCAACCUCCUGGAGACAGUUCUGUUCCACCGGGAGACUUGCGAGGCCGCUGAUGACACCAUCUUGGAUCUAGUUGACUAUUGUUACAGGAAACUCACACACCUUGUAGCACGGAUGUCCAGUGAAGAUGAGGAUGAUGAGUUUGAGAUCGGCACUCCAUCUGUGACAAGCUCUACAUCAGCCACUUCAAUGGAGGAAUUGGAGAAACAGGGUGGGAGUCUUGACUUCGACAUCAGCAUCAAGGCCGUUACUCUCAUCCGAUACAUCACUGACCACCUGGAGGGGCUCCCUCUCAGUGUGAUGACUCGCAUCCUCAACACACACGAUGUCCCGAACUUGCUGGUGCAGUUGGUGGAGAUGCCGCCAUGGCUUCGGCGGAAAAAUGGUAAAGUGUACAAGUAUAUUGACAGCAAAUGGGUUGAAGUGUCUCAUGAAGAUUCCUUCAAGCUCACCAAGAUAGAAGGACAGGUGUGGAUUGCCCUGUACCAUCUGCUGAUGGGGGGAGACUGUCAGAAGAAGUACGACAUUGACUCCUACAGGAAGAACACCCUCCUCAAGCUGCGGUCUCACCUGACUGAGAUUCUGCUGGACCAGCUGCCUGUCCUGGGGGAGAUGCAGAGAUACCUGGAACAACUGUCCAUGAUGGAACCUCCAGCGCCACAGAAGAGCUUUGUCCUGGAACAGGUCCCCGAGAUUCGCGAUGGCAUCUUGAAGCAGUGGGAGGGCAAGUGGAAACAACUGGCCAAGAAACAGUCAAAGACCCACUUUAAUCCUUCUGCAGACGCUAUCAGAGCACAAGCACAAAGAUGGGCGGAGACGUACAACAUGGACGUGCUGGAGGGCCUACUGACUGACCCCCCUAAAUGUGCUGGGUGCGGACAGCCAGCAACAAAACGCUGCUCCCGAUGUCACAACGAAUGGUACUGUCGCAGAGAGUGCCAGGUGAACCAGUGGAAGAGACACAAGCCGGCCUGUGAUCUGUUGUUCAACUCGCUACAGAAGAUGGAGGCAGACGUCAAGGCUGCGUCAUGACCUUAAGAUCUGAACCCGGAACUUUCAUAUUAAGUGGAUCUGGACCGAAUUGGAUCUGUACACUGAUGCAAUGAAAUACUGACACUGGAUGCUGAAGGACAGUAGCCAAAGGGAGGCACAGAAAUUCUGCAAACAGCAUCAUGCGUGGUCUUUGUGACAGAUAUAUUUAACGAAUCAAAUUUGAAUUGUCAUGAUCUGUUUCACCCCAUAAGGAGGACAUGAAUUUGACAUACAGUAUCUCCAUGAUCUUUUUUAAGAAACCAAUCUAUGCAAGAUCAGUUUCAAUGAAGAACGUUAGGUAUGAGGUGUGCAAUAUAGCAUGUAUCCGGUGGACAUCAGUUCCCGGGAUCAUUUAAAUACAUUGGACCAUUUCAUGUUCUUCACAUCUUCAUUUUACACAUGGACUGCAGCGCUGAUGUCUCAAACACUUCAAGAAGCAAUGCGGUCGUUGUCACUACCAAGCCAAAACUGAACUGAAGUAUACUGAACAAAAGAAGUUAGUGAUCAUGAAAUAUUUUUAUAUGUUGUACACAUUUAAUGAAACUCAGAUUUCACAACAAAAACAUAUCCUUAUAAAUAUGCUUGAUCCCCAACAUUUUUGUUCAGUAUACAUUCAUAGUGCAUGAGACCUGAUUAAAAACAGUAACUAAACAAUGUUUUUUUCUCCAAACUGUAUUUUCCUUAUGAAUUGUAUCUGAUUUCUUUUCAACAGCCUGUUGGCAAUAAUGUCUUUGUGUCACUCUCAAACUCACACUUACUGUAUCUUGUUUGUGUUCUAUUGAGGAACAUAUGUUGGUGUCCAGUAUGUUCAGUGAGUAAGUAUGUUCAGCUAAUCAUACUAACAGUCUGCUGACCUUGACCUCUAACCAAGUGUAUGGUGAAACUGUUUUCAUUUGUAUAUUCCAUUGUCAUCACUGUUCCAUGAUUAUUUAUUUUUUUUACAGAUGGUUGUAAAAUAAACACAAAAUAUGA
This is a messenger RNA of Haliotis rufescens (red abalone), 2448 nucleotides long. RefSeq names its product zinc finger MYND domain-containing protein 10-like. Gene Ontology annotation, cellular component: cytoplasm; centriolar satellite. Bases 103 to 1476 code for a protein of 457 amino acids. Gene Ontology annotation, biological process: motile cilium assembly; inner dynein arm assembly; outer dynein arm assembly. The transcript has 13 exons. The record is from RefSeq and is a predicted model, not a curated record. NCBI's taxonomy places the organism in Eukaryota, Metazoa, Mollusca, Gastropoda, Lepetellida, Haliotidae.